This is a messenger RNA of Plasmodium malariae, 858 nucleotides long. Its product is annotated as fam-l protein. Lineage: Eukaryota; Apicomplexa; Aconoidasida; Haemosporida; Plasmodiidae. The transcript is spliced from 2 exons. The coding region runs from base 1 to 858 and encodes 285 amino acids. The record is from RefSeq and is a predicted model, not a curated record.
AUGGAACAAAAAAUUAAAACAACCUUAUUUAUUAACAUUUCUGCGUUUUUCCUUUUACCAUGGAUAUACCAUUUUAAGAGUGAUAUGAGUACAUUUAGUAAAUCCACGGACGAAAACUACAAGGUUAGUAGCACAUUAGUUACAAGAAAUUAUCGAUUACUAGCAAAAUAUAUACAACAUAAGGAAUCAAUUAAUUUAGUAUUAAAAAAUGAUAUACGAAAUAAUGGAUAUUACAAAAAAAAAGAUAUACAUAAUUAUGAAAAAUUAUCCAAAGGUAAGGGUAAUCAAACAAACGAUAAUUCAUCAAAAGAUCCGAGAAGACACAAACAAGAUAAGAAAAAAAAAUCUUGUAUAUUUGAAACAAAAAAAUAUUCUCAUCUAGAAAAAAAAAUAUUCAAAGAACUUGAUUUUGAAGAUUUUCUUAAAAACAACAGAACAAUUAGUAAUCAAAUUUACAAAAAAGUUAUACGAAAAAUGUACGUAUUACGAAUUGCUUUACCUUUAAUAUUAUUCUCUUUUUUACUGAUAUCAUUCAUAUUAGAUUUAUCUGUGGGUUACGGUGUUCAAAAUGGGUUAUAUAAGAUAUUGAAAGCUUUUGGAUGUGGUGAAUGGAUGAAGACAUUUGGCAGAAAGUUUAGUGAACUUGUAGGGGGAAAAUGGGCUAUAUAUUUAAAGCCGUUCUUUAUGCCUGCAUUUGAUUCCAGUGGGAAGUCCAUUCCUCGUGUAUUAGAUUCUUUCUUCGGUAUUGUAAUUUAUUUUUUACCUUUCGUUAUAUUAGGUGUCACAUUUAUAUCGUGGAUAAUUUAUUAUCAUAAAAAAGUUAAAAAAUAUGAAAAAAUUAAGUUCAGAAAAAGGUAA